Strongylocentrotus purpuratus (purple sea urchin) is the source of this 1925-nucleotide messenger RNA. RefSeq lists its product as uncharacterized. NCBI's taxonomy places the organism in Eukaryota, Metazoa, Echinodermata, Echinoidea, Camarodonta, Strongylocentrotidae. The coding region runs from base 1 to 1182 and encodes 393 amino acids. The transcript has 8 exons. The record is from RefSeq and is a predicted model, not a curated record.
AUGACAGUCAUAUGUACUGUAGGCCCGGCUAGGCCCAACUCCAGCCCAGGGUCAGAGGGUGCGAGCUCCGCCGCCGCCUUGGGCGUUGGACUCGAGCUCCCUCGGACUCAGUCCCUGAACUCUGGAAUUGAGAGGCCGUCGGAUAUAUUGAGACUCUUCACAUCUACUCUGAUGAUAUCAAAGAACGUCCCUCUGCAUCACGUGAUUUCGCUCAGUUCAUCUAUUGAGACUCUUUACAUCGACUCUAAAGAUUUCGGAGAACGUCCCUCAGCAUCACGUGAUCUCGCUCAGUUCAUCUGUAAGAUGUCUCAUCUGAAGGACCUGACACUCGACGGACAGUAUCACGAUGACUUCUACUCAACAAUUGAGACUCUUGGGAUCUACUCUAAAUAUCUCAAUAAACGUCCCUCUACAUCACGUGAUCUGGCUCAGUUCAUCUGUAAGAUGACUCAUCUGAAGGACCUGACACUCGCCGGUCAGUAUCACGAUGACUUCUACUCAACAUCGUCAUCGAUGGCAUUAUGCGCAAAGAUUGAGACUCUUGAGAUCUACUCUGCUGAUCUCAACGAACGUCUUUUUGCAUCACGUGAUCUGGCUCAGUUCAUCUGUAAGAUGACUCAUCUGAAGGACCUGACACUCAACGGUCAGUAUCACGAUGACUUCUACUCAGCAUCGUCAUCGAAGGCAUCAUCUGCAAAGAGUUGUAACACGAGCCCCACCCUGACUGAGCUGACAGUGGAUCAUGACACACUAAAAGGAUGGCAGGGUUGUUGUUCGAUGUUUGACAAUGUGAAGAGGGUCACUAUACAGGUAUGGAGCACGAUCAACUGUAACGUCAUCCAGAGGAUCCAUCUACCAGGAGCAACAGAACUCACCUUUCAACCACAAAAGUAUGCAGGUCGACCGGCUGGUUUCCACAAGGAGCCCACUUCACUAUCCAAUGUCCUGCUGAAUAUCUCCCCUCAGCUUGUCAAGGUGACAUUCAGCAAACUGAAUAUUGGCAACAGUAAGAUGGAACUAAUCUUACAAGCUUUCAGAUCACCUCACCACCUCAAACAUCUGAAAAUCAUCAGAUUCAUACGAUGCGGGUCAGAUGAGGGCGUGGAUGAUGUCAUUAUCGCUUGCAAUAAAGAUCAGGUCAUGGAGGUGGAGGUGGAGCAUGGCAAACCGCGUGGAUAUUAACUUUAUUAGUAAUCAUAUAGAUGGCACCACACUCGAUCUGACGAAUCAGACGGAGCAGACAAUCUUUGCACUCGAACAGGAAAUGGACUGAAAUGAAAAGUGCCUCAAACACAUCAUCAGAUUUUUUUCCUUUGGCAAUUUUCAUGCAAUCGACUUUAAUAUUCAUCCACUGAAUCACGUUGACAUUCAUAUGAUUUAGACGUAUGUGUAAUAUAUGCUUUACAUCGGUAUUGCAGCUCUUGUUAAUUUGUUUAAGAAAUUGUGAUUUGGACUUCCCUUCAAAAUGUCACUCUCAGUGUUCAUUCAUUUAUUAUACACAGGCAAUAUACUUUAAAGGGUGUUAGGCCUACGUGGAUUAACACGGUGAAAAUCUCAAAACUUGUCAAAGGGCCAAAAUGUUGUAAAAUAUCAUUGUUAUUGUUUUUUUUAAAUACAGUAAUAUUUCUUUUCGAAUUUGAAUUGUUCAACUGGCAGUGCUUUACACGCCAUAUUUGCUAUGUAGGUUUCAAACAAGCGCAGGAGUUUUAGGGUAAACCUUUUGAGUAGUAUCCACAGAUAGGAAAUGAAGGAAUGUAUCUAGUCAUGUAGGCCUAUAUCGCCCUUCCAAAAAGGCCAAAUGAAGACCCUUUUAAUUCACAAAUAAAGCAAUCUAUAUUUGUUUUAUCUAAUAUCUCUUGUAUAUGAACUGUUGCAUGUAUCACAUAAAAGGUGUCUUAUGAUUUAUGAUUUUCAUUUUGAAAGGG